This is a messenger RNA of Chrysemys picta bellii (western painted turtle), 2148 nucleotides long. Lineage: Eukaryota; Metazoa; Chordata; Testudines; Emydidae. The record is from RefSeq and is a predicted model, not a curated record.
UUGACUUGCCCUCUAAUUUUCCCCUUUGCUUUCUAUUUCUCAUGACAGCGACAAGCUAUGGGUUACAUCCCAUAGUGCUUGCCCUGUUGUCCUUCGGAGAACACUGGUGGGGCAGGAAGGAAAGAUAUGCAGAUGUAGUAAUCAUCAGAUUCCAUAUGUAUCAGACCUGGAGUAUGAUCAUCUUAUUAACAACCAGAUGUCUGCCCUGGAACAAAUCAUGGUGAUCUGUGUGUCUUCUUCAUUGAAAACAAAUGGGGAUCCAAGUGAAGACAAAUUAGAGCAGCUCCACGAGAGGAAGAACAGGAACAGAAGUAUGCCAUGUAUUCAGGGUCGCCUGGACUCCUAUCGUCUCCUCAAAUAUGACGUCACCUCUGCAGAUGAAUUUACAGGUCAUAAAGGUUCAUUACUGGUGCAAAGGCAUAAUGUUGCUCCGGGCAUGUUUUUGAUGUACAUUCAGGGAAAGCUGCUCUUUGCCAAUUAUAUUUUCAAUGGAUAUAGCAAGUCAGCUAAAGACCUUCAGAAACAAAUAGCAAAGACCAGGAGUGACUACCAUAUGGGCUACUGUCUACCCAACGAUUUCAGAUUCAGUGAUGGAGUAGGAGAAAACUGAUGGAGCGUCAAUCAUCACACAGCCAGUAAGAUUUAGGAAAUCAGUCAAUUGCCAGGUGGAUCUCAUCUGGGAACUGGCAAAUUAUAGGGUUUGUGGACAGUCACUAAGGAGGACGUGAAGAAGGGAGUGUUUCUGGUUUCUGCAUGGAGAGGUUGGGUCAGGAUCAAUGGCUUCUCUACAGCAAGUUACUGCAUGGCAAAUCAGGAUGUGAAUAUAGAGUGCACCAGCUGCACUACUGCACAAUGAAAGCCCUAGAGUGUGGCAUGGCUUACAACGCUUUCAAGGAGUAAUACAGCAAGCUCCACUAUGGGAUUUUCACUGUGCUGUAGCAGUGUCCACACAGGACAUUAUUGCUCGGCAGCUUCUGCACUGUACUGGCUUGCUAGGCAGUAAAAUGCUGUGUAGACAAGCCCCAAGUUCUGCUUCCCCAUCUCUGAUACCCAUAUAUUUACUGUUACUAAACUUGUAAAUUCAGUGUGUGUACAGUAAUGGAUCAUACACAAUAUGUGAUGGUAUGUUAUUGUUCAUCAGAGAUCAGAUCCGGGGUCUUAAAUGUUCAGCUAGUAUUUAAAUAAGUGUAGUUCGGCAUUCAUAGAGUAUAUUAGACCAGGUGGCAAUCGCUGAAGAUCAAGCUAGGUUUUAUUUUGAUUCAACAACUUCUUGUUUUGCAUAGCAACGAAAAACAUUUAUCAAAGAAAUCCUGUUGAAUAUGAAUACUUUUUUUCCUCCACCAAGCCAAAUAUUUUCUUUCAUUUCAUCUCAUCGCAGCAGCUAGACAUAUGGGAAAAGACAGACAACUAGUCCUCAUUACAAUGGGAAAAUAAAGUUCAGUAGUUCAGAAGUUUGUUGACUUGCUUAUUUGCAAAGAAAUUAACAAAACUGUGACCCAAUUCUGCUAUUCACGUCCAUCCAAAAUGUCCACUGAAAUCAAUAAAGCAUUGGGUGUGCAAGGAACACAGGCAUAGGGUUCAGUUUGGAAACUCAAUAAAACCAGUUAGUCUUGACCUAGUCCAUCAGUAUUUCCCUUUACAUGUGGAUUAGUUGAUUUCAAGUCUGUAGUGAGGAGUAGGAACGAUUUAUCAGGAGCUCAAUUAUCUUAUUACUGUCACACCAAUAGAGGGCUUGGCAAUUACUGAUAUUGCUUAUUAUUGUUAAAAAUUGUACAUUGUUUAUAAUUCACCAAACCCACAUCCAUUAGUGUUUGGUUUUUCACUUUAUUAUGUUAUGUAAAAUAAAAAAAUGGUGUUCAUCAACAAUAAAUAUUUCUAUCAGAUAUCUGUCUAUAUUCAAAUGUUUAUUUGCUACUAGAUCUGUAAAAUUUACGGGCAUAAUUUAGAUGGGCUAUCAUAUUACAAUCAAAUCUAGAAAAGUGAGUUUUGCCUUUAGGAUUCCUUCUAGCUGGGUCUGGUCAAGAAGAAAUAACUUCGACAUUGUUUAACCAUACAUAACUACGUACUCCUCCAAAACUUUAUGAUGGCAUUCAUUUUAAAUGGGAUAAGGAAAACGUAUUUACUGUCAAUUCUACUCACUGCAAAGAA